AUGUCAAGAUUGGAUCGAUUAGUUGUUUUAUUAGAAACGGGAUCCACUCCAUUCAUAAGGAAUACAGCGGCUGACCAAUUGUCGGAUUUGGCUAAAGGACAUCCAGAGGACACAAUUAAUCUUCUUGGACGGAUUUAUCCAUAUUUAAAAUCAAAUAAGUGGGAGACUAGGAUAGCGGCUGCGAGAGCCUUUGGUGGUAUUGUGAACCACUCUGAAGUAUGGGACCCGAAUUCAGAAGAUACAAUCAAGAAAGAAGAUUUAAGGGAUUCCAUUAUCAAGAAGGACGAAGAGGUGAAGAUCAAAAUUGAGCAAGACGAGGAAUUGAAAAAGCUUGAUGACAGUCAUUCUUAUUUCCUCAACUUUGACUCAUUCGAUUUGCAUGAAGUAUUGAAAAGCUCUACAAAGUUACUAGCAGCGGGAGAUGAUACUAUUGUUGAUUACGAUGAGAAUUCAAUGAUUGGCAAAAUUAAGAAACAAAAACAAUUCAAGCCUGAGGAACCUCUGGAUGAAGAGACUCCUGAACCUAUGAAAGGUGAAACUCCAGAUGUGAAGCAGGAACUACCAGUUAACGACAUAACGACCACUACUGGACCACCUGAGGUUGCUAGGGCAACUUCAAGUGCAAGAUUAAAGGCUAUGCAAAAGCGAAGAGCAAAGGUUAGUGCAAGGGCCGGAGCUAAUAGAAUAGCACCGGUAGAUCUUUCUCAAAGCUCUAUUUCACGGAAAUUAGUUGAAAAUGGUAAGGGGAAUGAUAUUAAAGAGGAAGGUCCCCAAUACGAUAUUACAUCUCAACAAGGAAAUCGUAAAUUAGUGGUCGAGACUAAAGCUCCUGAAUUAAGUCCUUUGCUCUUACAACAUGCCAAGGUCUCUGGUCUCGUAUGGGAAUUUCAAGGAGUCUUUGAACUUUUAUUAAGUGAUCUUUUCGAUGAGAAAUGGGAGAUAAGACAUGGUUCAGCUUUAGGUUUACGUGAGCUCAUGAAGAAGCAUGGUAAGGGAGCUGGACGAGUUCGAAAUAAAUCUAGGGAAGAAAAUGAUAAGAAUAAUAUGAAUACUUUAGAGGAUUUGGCCGUUAGGAUAUGUGCAUUAUUUGCAUUAGAUAGAUUUGGUGAUUACGUAUCUGAUACUGUCGUUGUUCCUGUUAGAGAAUCUGCAGCUCAGACUUUGGCUGCCUUGUUGAUUCAUCUUGAGGAUAAUGUCGUGCUCAAGACUUUUGAUUGCUUAUACAAUCUAGUAAUGCAAAAAGAUGAAGUUGUGAAACAAUGGGAGGCAAAGCAUGGUGGUAUGCUCGGGGUACGAUACUUUGUUGGAGUGAGAACUGAUAUUUUACUUAAAAAUCCGGGCCUAUUUGAUAAAGUUGUUGACAUGGUCUUACAUGGUCUUAAAGAAAGCGAUGACGAUGUUCAAUCAGUAGCUGCUUUAACCUUAUCCCCAAUCGUAUCUCAGUUUAUUGAGACCAAAAAUGAAUUAAUACAUACAUUAUUAUCUGUCAUAUGGGAUUGCUUGACGAAUCUAAGAGAUGACCUUUCCGCUUCUAUUGGAUCAGUAAUGGACUUGUUAGCAAAACUUUGUACACAUCAAGAAGUUAUUUUGGUAAUGCAAAAGGUUGCAGAAGAUGAUAGAACGAACUCUUUCGAAGAACUCGUCCCGAGAUUAUAUCCUUUCUUGAGGCAUUCGAUUACUAAUGUAAGGAAGUCUGUCCUAAAGACUAUAUUAGAAUUUCUUUAUUUGAAGGAUAAUAAAGAAUGGAUAAAUUCCAAAGCAUUGCGACUCAUAUUUCAAAACUUAUUAGUCGAACAAAAUAAAGAUGUUCUCAAUCUUUCUUUGAAAGUAUACUUUAAAUUGAUAGAGGAAAUUAAUUCAAAUAAUGAUCUGACGAAUUUAGACGAAAUAUUCAAUGAACAUUUCGAAGCACUUUUAUCCUUGUUAAUGACCCCCAUUGGAUUAGCUAGACAUAACUAUCAAAUGAAUACUAACCUAAUAAUGAGGCCCUCAGGUCAAAGUUUAGGUGCAAUCAAUGAUGAUAAACGUGGACGUAAGAGAAAGAGCAUUUCGGAACCCGAUAUCCCUCAUGACGACUUGAAAAUAAACAUCGAUGCUCCUAUAUUUAAUGGGGAUGUUAUGCUUGUUGGAUACGACACGUUCAUUAACAAUAGAACUUUUGCAUCCAUAGCAUUUGGAAAAACAAUCUCAUUUUUGACUGACGAUGAUCUCUUAUCCAAUAUUUUCAAUUUAAUUUUAAAGAAUUUAAAAUCCCUUCAUUUUACGGCAAGGCUUUUUAGUUCUAUGAUUAUAGAAGAAUAUUCGAAUUCUUUACGAGAACGAAGUCUACCAAUUCCCGAGAGUGCAGUUAAUUGCUUUUCAGGAGCAUUAAUGGAGUUGUUGUUGCAACAUGAUGAAUGUGUAUACUAUCGUGAAUUAGUCCCCAUUGUGAAAUCUGUAAGAACGACCUGCUUGCAGUUCUUCGAAGUUUUCGUUUCUGAAGGUAAAUUGCCUAUCAACAAAGUCCCCCAACUUCCCGUUGUUGUAAGGGGAGACUCAGAAGCUGGACCUGGUGCAUUUGGGCUUGAAAAUGCUAAUCAAAUUGUAACUGAAACGUAUCAAAAGUUAAGUAAGAGUCUAACUUCGGUUUACAGAUUAUCUGCUCACAGUGCGCUAGAAGAUGCUAAACACAGGGUGACAGUGGCAAUCGAUGAAGCGAAAGCUGCUUUGUUGAGUAGAUCUAUCAGUGUACUUGCUGGUUUUUCAGCUGCAAUUUUGUCACUCGUUGGUAUACCAAAGAAAUUGAAUCCUGUCAUAAGAUCACUCAUGGAUAGUAUAAAACAAGAAGAGAUUGACCUUUUACAAAAGAGAGCUGCAAAAUCAAUGGUCCACUUGAUUCAGGAGUUAAGUAGUGCCGGAAAGCAGGGCGCUUUGGAUAAAAUUGUCAAGAACUUAUGUGCUUUUUUGUGUGUGGAUACAUCAGAAGUUCCUGAAUUCCGUCAUAAUAUCAAAUUCAAGGACAACAUCUUAUCUUUGAGAAAAGAAGAAGCAAAAAGCGAUCCAUCUGAUAUAGCAGCACACGAGAAAGCUGUCCAUCAGGCUCGUUUAAAGCGUAAUGGUGCUGCUAGUGCUUUACUGGAACUAUUGAGAGUUUAUAAGGGUGAUCUCUUCGAAAAGAUUCCAAAAUUAAAAGAUAUAAUGCUAGAGCCCUUGAAACAAUUGAAUAAUAUUGAUGAGAAUGACGAAGCAAAGGGUCAAAGCGUUAUCGAUGCUUUGGGAGUCUUGAGGUCAUUAUUGCCUGAACUUGAUGAUAGUCAUUAUCCUACUAUUGUUGAUCAAUUUCCCUUGUUGCAUUGGGGUUUUGUUUCCGAAUUUUCAGUUUUUAGAUAUGCGACUGCAAAAUGCUUUGCAACUAUCUGUUCUGUGAUUCCGAGUAAAGGGUUUGUUUAUUUGAUAAAGUCGGUCCUUCCUUUGUUGAACAAUGCAGGUGAAGUUAGGGAGAGACAAGGUGCAAUUGAAACAAUCUAUCAUAUAUGUAGCACAAUGGGCUCUGAUAUUUUGCCAUAUAUUGUGUUCUUGAUUGUUCCAGUUUUAGGUCGCAUGAGUGAUUCGGAUCCUGAUGUACGAAUAAUCGCUACUACGACGUUUGCUUCUAUCAUUAAACUUGUACCCUUGGAAGCAGGUAUAUCAGACCCGGAAGAUAUGCCAAAAGAAAUAUUAGGUGAUAGAGAUAGAGAAAGAGAAUUUAUCCAGCAAAUGAUGGAUCCAACAAAAAUCAAACCAUUUGCAUUACCUGUUAGCAUCAAAGCAACUUUACGAAAGUAUCAACAAGAAGGUGUUAACUGGUUGGCAUUCUUAAACAAGUAUCACUUGCAUGGUAUUUUGUGUGACGAUAUGGGACUUGGCAAGACUCUACAAACGAUAUGCAUCGUUUCAUCUGACCAUUACAUCAGAUCUGAGAAGUUCAAGGAAACAAAUUCUGUUGAAUUUACACGUUUGCCAUCAUUAGUGAUUUGCCCUCCAUCUUUAACUGGUCACUGGGAGCAGGAGCUAGAUCAGUAUGCUCCAUUUAUGAAAGUUGUCGUUUAUGCUGGUGGACCGUCUGCAAGAUCAUUCCUUCGUCCACAAAUAAAAGAUGCCGAUGUUGUUGUUACAUCUUACGAUGUAUCUAGAAAUGACGUUGAAAUUCUAUCCUCCUAUGAUUUUAAUUAUUGCAUUUUAGAUGAGGGACAUAUCAUUAAGAAUGCUGCUUCUAAAUUGACUAAAUCUGUGAAAAGAAUAAAGUCUAAGCAUAGGUUAAUAUUAUCAGGAACGCCUAUCCAGAACAAUGUUCUAGAACUUUGGUCAUUGUUUGAUUUCUUGAUGCCAGGAUUUUUAGGAACAGAAAGAGUUUUCCAAGACAAAUUCGCAAAACCCAUUGCAGCUAGCAGAAAUAGUAAGACAUCUUCAAAAGAACAGGAAGCAGGGGCCUUGGCACUAGAGUCGUUGCAUAAGCAAGUAUUGCCUUUUAUGCUAAGAAGACUUAAAGAAGAUGUCCUCUCAGAUUUACCUCCCAAGAUUAUUCAAGAUUACUAUUGUCAACUCAGUGACCUUCAAUUGCAGCUUUACAAGGAUUUCGCUAACAAGCAAAAGUCAACUGUUCUGGAAGAAGUGAAGAACAGUGAAGGUAAGAAACAUGUUUUCCAGGCCUUGCAAUAUAUGAGAAAGUUGUGUAAUCAUCCUGCUUUAGUCGUUUCUCCUAACCAUCCAGGUUUUGCCAAAGUAUCUAAAUUUUUGCAAUCUAGAAACUUAGGAUUGAAGGAUAUUGAGAAUGCCCCGAAAUUGCAAUCCUUGAGAACACUUUUAUUGGAAUGUGGGAUCGGAGUCGAUGACAGUGAUUACUCAUCCAAAAGGAAGCAAUCUUUUUCUCCCGAAAGCGUCAUUUCGGAUCAUAGAGCAUUGAUAUUUUGUCAGUUGAAAGAUAUGUUGGACAUCGUUGAAAAUGAUUUGUUGAAGAGAUAUUUACCUUCAGUAACCUAUAUGCGUUUGGAUGGAAGUACUGAUCCUCGUGAAAGGCAGAACAUUGUCAGGAAGUUUAACGAGGAUCCAUCAAUUGAUGUUUUGUUACUAACAACUAAAGUUGGUGGUCUCGGACUUAACUUGACGGGCGCAGAUACAGUCAUUUUCGUUGAACAUGACUGGAAUCCUAUGAAUGAUUUGCAGGCAAUGGACCGUGCUCAUAGAUUAGGGCAGAAAAAAGUUGUUAAUGUUUAUAGAUUAAUCACGAAAGAUACUUUGGAAGAAAAGAUUAUGGGUUUGCAAAAGUUCAAGAUGAAUAUUGCUUCUACAAUCGUCAAUCAACAAAAUGCUGGUUUAUCUUCUAUGGACACUAAUCAACUUUUGGAUUUAUUUGAUGUGAAUGAUACAGCUACAGCUGCCACUAAUACAACCAAAGAAGAAGAGAAGGAGAACCAGCCCAACAAUAAUCAAGUUCCAGGCGACGUCACCGGAGGUCUAACUGGUAAGGCUGCCGGUGCUGUUGGUGAAUUGGCUGAUUUAUGGGAUGAAUCACAGUAUGAGGAUGAAUAUAAUCUUGAUGCUUUCAUCAAAACACUUAAAUGA
Molecule: messenger RNA, 5580 nt
Organism: Priceomyces carsonii
Lineage: Eukaryota; Fungi; Ascomycota; Pichiomycetes; Serinales; Debaryomycetaceae
Product: DNA-binding ATPase
Exons: 1
Coding region: 1-5580 (1859 amino acids)
Molecular function (GO): TBP-class protein binding; ATP-dependent chromatin remodeler activity; ATP hydrolysis activity
Source: RefSeq, a predicted model, not a curated record